Auanema sp. JU1783 is the source of this 2211-nucleotide messenger RNA. The record is from the annotation of a GenBank genome assembly. NCBI's taxonomy places the organism in Eukaryota, Metazoa, Nematoda, Chromadorea, Rhabditida, Rhabditidae.
AUGGAAUCCUUGAUUCCUGUUAUUAACAAAUUGCAAGACGUUUUUGCCUCUUUGGGAAGACGUGAAGACCACAUUCAACUACCUCAAAUCGUUGUAGUAGGAUCACAGAGCUCUGGAAAAAGUUCUGUAAUAGAGAACCUUGUUGGAAGAGAUUUUCUCCCACGCGGUACUGGUAUUGUUACUAGGAGACCUCUAAUUCUUCAGUUGAACCAUGUCCCUCUUGACGAUCCUAGAAGAAGAGUUUUCGAUGGUAAAGAGUUGAAAGAUGAUUGGGCAGCUUUUGAACAUACUGGAUCUCAAGUAUAUCUGGAUUUCGAUAAAGUUAGAGAAGAAAUAGAAAAAGAAACUGACCGUCUUACUGGAACUAACAAAGGAAUCUCAACAGCGCCUAUUUCUUUAAAAAUUUAUUCACACCGUGUUGUUAACUUAUCACUCGUCGAUCUCCCAGGUAUUACAAAAGUACCAAUUGGUGACCAACCUGUUGAUAUUGAGGAUCAAAUCCGUAACAUGAUUAUUUCUUUUAUUUCAAAUCCCUCAUCUAUUAUUCUCGCUGUUACCCCUGCAAAUCAGGAUUUUGCCACUUCGGAACCUGUGAAGUUGGCACGCGAAGUGGAUAAAGAUGGCCAAAGAACAUUAGCAGUUUUGACGAAAUUAGAUUUGAUGGACCAAGGUACAGAUGCGAUGGAUGUGCUAAUGGGCAAUGUUAUUCCCAUCAAGCUAGGAAUUAUCGGUGUUGUUAAUCGUUCUCAGCAAUCUAUAUUAGAUCAAAAGCCGAUUCUCGAGGCUAUCAAAGAAGAACAAUCAUUCUUCCAAAAGAAGUAUCCUACUUUGGCUAGCAGAAAUGGCACUCUUUAUCUUGCAAAAAGACUGAACAUGCUGCUCAUGCAUCAUAUUAGAAACUGUUUACCUGCUUUGAAAAAUCGGGUUUCCAUGAUGCAAAAUCAAUGCCAAGCGGAUCUUGCUGCAUUUGGUGAACCUGUAGAAGACAAGAACAGAACUCUUCUUCAAAUUAUCACAAGAUUUGCAACAUCGUAUACUUCAACAAUCGACGGAACGUCCACGAAAAUUGAAACUUCUGAAUUGUGUGGAGGUGCCAGAAUUUUCUACAUAUUCCACGAAACAUUUGGGAAGUCUCUUGAAUCUAUCAAUGCUAUGGAAAGCUUAACAACGAUGGACAUCUUAACUGCUAUCAGAAACUCUAUGGGUCCUAGGCCGCCUUUGUUCGUUCCUGUUGUUGCGUUCGAACUUCUUGUCAAGCGUCAAAUUCAAAAACUGGAAGAGCCAAGUUUAAGAUGUGUUGAAUUAGUUCAUGAAGAAAUGCAGAGAAUGGUUCAGCACUGUGGUUUAACAACUCAGCAAGAAAUGGCUCGCUUCCCGAGAUUAUACGAUAAGAUCAAUGAAGUUGUCAGUAUGCUCCUGAAAGAGAGAUUGAAACCUACCAAUUCGAUGGUUGAAAAUCUUGUAAUGAUUGAACUUGCUUAUAUUAACACCAAUCAUCCUGAUUUCCCUGAUGGAAACCUAGCAAACCUUGUAAAAGAGUUAGCGUUGGAUGAGAGACCAGGCAGAACUCGUAAUAGAGCCGUUUCUCAAGGAGAAAGAGCAUUAUCAGCCCACCCAACUGAGGAUUACGAAGUCUUGUUGCGAAGAACUGAUCCGAGUAUAAGUCCCGUAAAACGUCCCGAUAGGCGAAUGGUGAAAUCAGUUCAUUUUUCUGGUGUUGACUUCUUUAAGGAGACGAGUGAAAAACCAGAGCCGAUUCCCGAGAUGAUUAUGCCCAUCAAUGGUGAUUCUAGAGGUUUCUUGGGCUCGUUCUUUGGCACUAAACAGCCUGAAAAGAGUGCUCUACCACAAAGUCCGGCUGUCAAUUUAUUGCCAGACGUGCCAGAGAAGCCAUUACCUCGACGUCUCACUUCCAGUGAACAAAGAGAUUGCUCUAUAACAGAGCGUCUAAUUAAGAGUUAUUUCUAUAUCGCUCGUAAGAAUAUUCAAGAUAGCGUUCCGAAAGCCGUUAUGCAUCAUUUGGUCAAUUAUGUUAGAGAUAAUUUACAAUCUGAAUUGGUCCGCCUUCUAUACCAAACCGAGCUCAUCGAUGAUCUUCUUUCGGAGUCUGCAGACACCGCCCAAAGAAGAAGAGAAACGAUGGAAACAUUAAUGGCUUUGAACAAAGCCAGUGUCAUUAUAGGCGAAGUUCGUGAAACCCAGUUGUGGUGA